AUGAAAACUGAGAACAACGACGAUGUUGCGGAACGAAGUUUUGAUGAUGACGACGUCACUUUGAAUGUGGAGGAUGAUGCGGUUUCUUCGGCCAGUUCUGAGAGAGAUGAAAGUCUUAAUGCGAAUGAUGAUGACGAGGCUGGGGUAAGUUCCGACGGAAGUGGGUCAAGCAAGAAACAGAGAAGAAACAGAACAACGUUCUCGGCCGAGCAGCUUCGAGAGCUGGAGUCGGUGUUCCAGCACACCCACUAUCCCGACUGCACCCUCCGGGAACAGAUUGCAGACAAGGUGGACCUGACGGAAGCAAGGGUGCAGGUGUGGUUCCAAAACAGAAGAGCUAAAUGGCGGAAGCAAGAGAAGAGCAUGGUUCGAAUGAUUGAUGUAUGGAGACAAAGAUGCGAUACCUACCCACAAGUCAUCUCACAUCCGUUACAAUCACUUCCGCCAUCACUUCCACCUACAAUGCGACCACCAUUGUUUCCAUGGAUACCGAGGUUUCCGGUCUCCUUUCCCCCACUCUUCCACCUGCCCACGUUUCCUAUAGACAACUCCCAGCCCUUGUUCAAAGGUAAAUAGAGUCCAUUACAUCUGAACUCUCCCACAGUUCCUUCGCCUACGAGAAAAUACGAGACUUUCGCACGAGAUUACCUUGAGAGACUGUCAACUGAAUCAAAGGAACGUAGUACAGCCACGACAGACGAGUCGUCAGCGCAUUCCAAAAUACGCGAUACGUCAUGAUGACGUCACGAUGACGUGUUACAUAGAUGGUACGUGUAAAUAAAUAAUCUAAACGUGCCUUUUUACGACGGUUACACAAGGGAAGAGCAGGAACUCAAUUGUCGAAGGCGUCGUAAUUCGCUGUGCGGAGUGACGUCACUGACGUGCAAAGAUAUUUUUUUCCAUCAAAUGUGUACCUCAAGUGCUGAGGAUAUCUUAUUGUACAUAGCUGUUAAUUCUCUGUGAGUUUGUAUUUAAAUGAAUUGUAAAAACAUAGAGAUGGGAUCCUGUAAGUUUGUAGUCCCGGAUAUUCCCUGAUUAAGAUCCUAGGUUUGUCAACACAGUAACAACGUGACGUCACCACAGUAACAUCUUCAUCAACGUGACAUCCUCACUGGUAUGAGAUAGUAAUAUAAUGAUUAUCUAAAAACCUCCUGAAAGGUUGU
This is a messenger RNA of Haliotis rufescens (red abalone), 1163 nucleotides long. RefSeq names its product retina and anterior neural fold homeobox protein 2-like. Gene Ontology annotation, biological process: regulation of transcription by RNA polymerase II. The transcript is spliced from 4 exons. NCBI's taxonomy places the organism in Eukaryota, Metazoa, Mollusca, Gastropoda, Lepetellida, Haliotidae. Gene Ontology annotation, molecular function: RNA polymerase II transcription regulatory region sequence-specific DNA binding; DNA-binding transcription factor activity, RNA polymerase II-specific. The record is from RefSeq and is a predicted model, not a curated record.